AUGGCGGCGGCGGCGGUAGAAGAACCGUCGAGUCUCCGCAACCGGCAACAGCAUGUCGCAUCUGAAGUUGACGCCGAGAGGACCGGGACCUCUUCAUUCCCCGAUGCCACCGAGACGACGACACUACUCAACUCCGAGACGUCUUCUCGGACCCUCCAUAAUGGAUCGCCGGCCGGGAGCCGCCGAGAUCGAGACUCGGACGACGACAACGACGAUGAUGGGCCUAAGCAGUCUAUUAGCAAGACGCGUGCUGGCGUCUUGAUGUUGAGUACCUGGAUUCUCAUCUUCCUCCAAGCAUCAAACACAUCCGGCAUGACAAUGACGCAGUCCGUCGUCGCCGAGGACCUCAACGCAUACUCGCACGCAAUGUGGUUCACCAGCUCCUACCUCAUCAGCAUGGCCUCUCUGGCGCCCCUCUUCGGGCGCCUGGCCACCAUUUUCUCGCCCCGCAUCCUCGUGCUCUGGCUGGGCGGCUUCUUCGGCCUCGGCGGUGUCGUUACCUCGCAAGCACCCUCCUUCUGGGUCUUUAUCGCCGGCAGAAUCUUGACGGGUAUGGGAGGCGCGGGCAUCAUGACGCUGUCCGUCAUUCUGGUACUCGAGCUGGUGGGAAAGAAGAGCAGGGGCGUUUUCGUCGGGCUGGUGAAUGCGGGCUUCACGAUUGGGUUGUCGUUUGGCGCUGUGGUGUACGGCGCAUUGUUGCCUGUUAUUGGAUGGAGGGCUCUGUUCGGUGUCCAAACACCUCUGGGACUCCUUGCCGGCAUUGGUGCUUUCUUGAGCAUCCCGAAUGGCUUCAGCUCCGACCACAAGACCAGAGGCAAGUCGGUUCUCCAGAAGCUGGCCCAAAUCGACUACGCGGGUGCCUUUAUGCUAGUGCUAACGAUUGUGCUCUUCCUAUAUGGCCUUUCGGGCGACAUCAACCCUCUAUCCCUACUCCUCUCAGCCGUUUCUCUCCUUCUCUUCGUCCUCAUCGAAUUCAAACUCGUCACGGACCCCAUUAUCCCAAUCUCCGUCCUCUCCUCUAGAGGCGUCCUGCUCUCCUGCACAGCCCAGCUCCUCUUCAUGUCAAUCCGCUGGACCCUGCUCUAUUACAGCCCCAUCUUCGUCCUCGCCGUCCGUGGCUACGCCCCCGCCAUCGCGGGCUCCAUCCUCAUCCCCACCAACAUCGGCUUCGGCUCCGGCGGUCUCAUCGUCGGCUGGCUGCACGUCCGCCGCAACGGCGCCUUCUGGUUGCCCUCCGUCAUUAGCCUAACGUGCUUCGCGGCCACCAUGUUCGGCCUCUCGCUCGUCGCCACCGAGACCUCGCCGUUCGGCGUCUUUGUCCUGGCCGUCGUGCUCAACGGCCUCGCCACGGGCGCGACGCUUAACUACACCCUCGCGCACCUGCUACACCUCAGCCGCCCGGAGGAGCACUUCAUCUCGACGUCGUUGCUGGGCACGUUCCGCGGGUUCGGCGGCAGUUUCGGGACCGCCAUCGGCGGCGGCGUGUUUUACCGCCUCCUGCGCUCGGGUCUCGUCGCCAGCUUCACGGAGCUGGACGGCGGCGGGCGUCUUGCCGAAGGGCGGGAGGAGCUCAUUACCAAGCUCAUUGGGAGUCCCGCGCUCGUGUUUAACGGCGGGCUGAGUCCUGCCGAGCACGGGAUCGCGGUGGAGCGCUACGCUGCUGCGUCGAGGGGCACGUGGCGGGCUGCGGCGGCGUUGGCGGUCGUUGCGAUUCUGUGUCAGGCAAGUACGGGAUGGAGGAGUCCUGUUGGCGGGAAGGAAGUCGACGAUGAGACUGAGGCGAGGGCUACGAUGAUGGAGAGCGAGGGCGUCGGGGAGGCGUAG
Molecule: messenger RNA, 1824 nt
Organism: Colletotrichum paranaense
Lineage: Eukaryota; Fungi; Ascomycota; Sordariomycetes; Glomerellales; Glomerellaceae
Product: major facilitator superfamily transporter
Exons: 4
Coding region: 1-1824 (607 amino acids)
Biological process (GO): transmembrane transport; basic amino acid transport
Cellular component (GO): fungal-type vacuole membrane
Molecular function (GO): basic amino acid transmembrane transporter activity
Source: RefSeq, a predicted model, not a curated record